Molecule: messenger RNA, 742 nt
Organism: Rhinichthys klamathensis goyatoka
Lineage: Eukaryota; Metazoa; Chordata; Actinopteri; Cypriniformes; Leuciscidae
Product: gastrula zinc finger protein XlCGF7.1-like
Exons: 1
Coding region: 1-732 (243 amino acids)
Biological process (GO): regulation of transcription by RNA polymerase II
Cellular component (GO): nucleus
Molecular function (GO): RNA polymerase II transcription regulatory region sequence-specific DNA binding; DNA-binding transcription factor activity, RNA polymerase II-specific
Source: RefSeq, a predicted model, not a curated record
AUGGAAGUGAAUGAAGACAAACUGCAUCAGUUUCAAAAACCUCAUUAUUUCACUAAUGAAGAUGGAAAUGCAGUCGUUUCAAAGACUGAAGAGAAUUUCACACAGAAACAAGCUGGAAAAUCUGGAGUUGAAGGAUCUUUCACCUGCUCUGAGUGUGGAAAGAGUUUUGUAUGUAAAUCAUAUCUGAACAGACACAUGAAGAUUCACACGGGAGAAAAGCCUUUUACAUGCACUCAGUGUGGAAAGAGUUUCACUUAUAAACAAACUCUCAAUGAUCAUCUGCGCCGUCACUCUGGAUUGAGAUCAUUCAGCUGUGAUCAGUGUGAUAAAACAUUUGUUUUUAAACCAAACUUAAGAGCACACCUUAAAGUUCAUGCUGGUGUGAAGCCUCACUUUUGUACGUUUUGUGGAAAGAGUUUUUCACAUCUUGGAUCUUUAAAAGUGCAUGAGAGUAUUCAUACUGGUGUGAGACCUUAUAUGUGCUCUGACUGUGGAAAGAGCUUCACUUCAUCCAGCAACUUAAAAUCCCACCAGAGAGUUCAUACUGGAGAGAAACCGCACAAGUGUUCACAGUGUGGGAAGAGUUUCUCUCAUUCAGGACACCUGAAAGAUCAUGAGAGAGUUCAUACUGGAGAGAAACCGUACCAGUGCUCUUCAUGUGGGAAGAGUUACAGACAAUCAUCUAGUCUACAGAAACAUAAGAAAAAGCAUUGCCUGAAGAUGUCUGAGUGAGUAAAGUUCA